Messenger RNA from Ceratina calcarata, 1977 nucleotides. Its product is annotated as Coiled-coil domain containing protein 114. The record is from RefSeq and is a predicted model, not a curated record. Lineage: Eukaryota; Metazoa; Arthropoda; Insecta; Hymenoptera; Apidae. Bases 122 to 1765 code for a protein of 547 amino acids. The transcript has 7 exons.
CGUGGACGGUGAGGAAGAUACCGGCGACGAAUCCCGGGAAAAUCUCUGAUCCAUCGCGAGCGCAACUUUUCUAUAGAUGUUUAACAAAUAGUUGUAAUUAGUCGCAAGGUAAAGCCUGAGAAUGGCGCGGAAACCGGACCACACGCCGGACGAGCUAGAGCUCGAGAUGAUGGCUCAGGCUGAACUUUCAAGAUUGAAAAGGCAGUACAGAAUAAUGGAGAACGAUCGAGGGACCUGCGUCGAGGAUGCGAGGCUACAACUCCGCAAUCAAAUGAACAUGAUCGAUCGUUUAGAGUACGAAAAGUCGGAGCUCGUCCUCCGUAUCAGAACGGCUGCGUCGAAGACGUUUAUUCGUAAAGAUGCGGAAAUAGAGGAAAAGCUCAAGUGUCUCAUGAAGAUGCAACAGGAGUAUGAUGAAUCGAUCACGAUGGAGAAAGAGGAAAUAGCUGUGCUCGAUAAAGAAAUUCAGAAGUUAUCGAAAGAGACCACGUGUUUAAAAAUGAAAAUUAGAUCGGACGCGCAGCUGAAGGAGCGGGCUGUGCGACAGAAUAAAUUGAUUUACAUGCUGGAGAAUCGAUUGGACGUAGCGACGAAGAGAUUCAACAUCGCUGUCUGUGACAAUAAGAAGCUGCGGGAGGAAAUCGAGAGUAUGAUCAAGGACCGAGAGCAGUUUACAGCGUAUUGGAAUAAAUUGAUGAAUCAACUGAACACUGGCAAGCAAGUUAUCAAUGAUUUGAUCGAGCAAGCUACCAUCGCGUUCAAUCAGAGAGACGAGGAGCUGAAUAAGAUGCAAGCUCUUCGAGAAAGAGGAUUGAGAGAUCUGAGGGCUCACGUCACAGAGAUGUGCGAACUGCAAAGGACGAUGGACAACGAAAUGAAAUUGCAAGAAUUCCUUGGCGUGAAGGGACAGUAUCGUGAAAUGGCCGAUUUGAACGCGAAACGCGCAGAGGAGAAAAGGGAAAGAAUGGAGGAGAAACAAAAUAAAAUUGCGUCUUACAAACAAAUUCUGCACAUGAUCAAAGAAUUCACUGGCGAGCACGACGUCGACAAGCUCAUAGGACACUUUAUAAAGCAAGAGGAGGAAAACUUCGCGCUGUUCAGUUAUGUGAAUGAAUUAAACGAUGAACUUGAGAGCCUCCAGACGAGAAUGACGCAGCUGACAGCUGCUAUAGAAGAUGCAGAGUACACGACUGAGCUUCAGGGUCGUCAGCAAACCGAAAUCCUAGAAAAACUUAAAAAAGACCUUGAAGAACAGACCGUUCUCGCCGAUGCAGCUGAAGAAAAUUUGACACAGUGCGAUGACGUGAUAGAAAAAUUACUUAAAGGGAUAGAUUCUCUUUUCAAAGCAAUUCGUUGCGACAAUUCUCCGAUCUUGAAACUAUUGGGCGACCACGAACAGAUAACACCGAAUAAUGUUAUGCUAUAUCUAGGAAUCAUUGAAAAACGCAUCACGCAGAUGUUCCACAAAGUGUACUGGCUAGACAGAGCGACUAAGACGCAACAGCUGAGACUGGACGAAGAAAGAAGACCCAGGUUGAAAGUACCUCCGAUUGAAUACAUUGCCCCUACCCAACCUUGCGCCCUAUGCAUCGAAAAGGAAGAAAUACAAAUCGUAUCCGAGGGUUUGGAACACCCACUCUCGCGCGACGAGGCUACUAACAAGUUGAAACAAAGGCUCGAAGAAGAUUAUUCGGAAUUGCUGCACAACAUAUCAGGGUGUCACUUGCCGGCAGCUAGAAAAGUCAUACAAAAAAGAUAUCAAUAAAAUAGUACGUAAUAGGAAGCCCGUGAAUUGGGUACGCAAUCAGAAAGCAGAAUAUAAUCGGCUCAAUCUGAAUCGUAUAAAAAAAAAAAUUGUCACCCCUCCGCCCUUUUAGUUUGCUUUUUAAUAACAGUAUAGUAUAACAUAUUUAUCAGUAUUUAUAAUUUAUUUCUUUAGAUUAUCUAUUUACAAAUAAUGUGGACAAGUAAAGUGUC